Messenger RNA from Melampsora larici-populina 98AG31, 399 nucleotides. RefSeq lists its product as uncharacterized. NCBI's taxonomy places the organism in Eukaryota, Fungi, Basidiomycota, Pucciniomycetes, Pucciniales, Melampsoraceae. Bases 1 to 399 code for a protein of 132 amino acids. The transcript is spliced from 2 exons. The record is from RefSeq and is a predicted model, not a curated record.
AUGUGUUGGAUGUUAAAUCAAUUGAUAAAUUAUACUAAAUUUUUAGAUAAAAAAUCAAAUCAACAACAACCACAACAAGCUCAUCUUCAUCAUCAUCAAGAAAGCUUAGAAGAUCAUGCUAAAUGGAAACUUGAACUUGAUGAAUUGAAUUCCAACACAUCUUUCGAUGAAAUGCUCAAAAGUGAUAUAACCAUCAAACUUAAAGCAAGUCCAAGUGUAGUCAUCAAAACACAAUCUGAAUUAAGUUUAUCAAAUGAAAAUGAAAACCUUUCAAAUGAUCAACAAGUUUCUUCUGAUACAAUCACCAUCAUUAGAAGUAUUAAAACUUCAAAUCAAUUUCAUCAAUCUCCUUCUGACCUUUUAAAAUCAAUCAAUCCAGAUCAACUUGAAUGUAUCUAG